UGUUUUCUCUCUUUCGAAUAAAAACGAAAACGCAAAAUAAAAUUAAAAAAAAAAGUCGUCAGAAAAAAAGCGCCAUGGACGCCAUCGAUUCCGUCGUCGAUCCUCUUAGAGACUUCGCCAAGGACAGCAUUCGCCUCGUUAAGCGUUGUCACAAGCCAGAUCGCAAAGAAUUCACGAAAGUUGCAGUGCGUACAGCUAUUGGGUUCGUAGUAAUGGGAUUCGUGGGCUUCUUUGUGAAGCUCAUCUUUAUUCCGAUCAACAACAUCAUCGUCGGUGCCACUUAGAUAUCAAGGGAAGAUAAAGAUGGAAAAGGGUAGUUAAAGCUUCGUUGUUUCAUGAAGACACUUCACAGUUUUUUUGUUUGUUUGUUCAGAUACUCAAAAAGAGGAAACUUUUGUUGUUGACCUAGUUAACCCACACUUUUGAGAUCAGUCUCCAGUAAUUUGCAUUCUGUUUGAGAUAUGUCACUGUUUAUUUCGCUCUACAAUUAUAAAUUGGAAGUUUUGGA
Molecule: messenger RNA, 508 nt
Organism: Capsella rubella
Lineage: Eukaryota; Viridiplantae; Streptophyta; Magnoliopsida; Brassicales; Brassicaceae
Product: protein transport protein Sec61 subunit gamma-1
Exons: 3
Coding region: 75-284 (69 amino acids)
Biological process (GO): post-translational protein targeting to membrane, translocation; protein targeting
Cellular component (GO): membrane; Ssh1 translocon complex
Molecular function (GO): transmembrane protein transporter activity
Source: RefSeq, a predicted model, not a curated record